AUGCUGUCCUUUCUUCUUCCUUCCAUUUUGGCCAUUGCGGUUCAUGCCUACACAAAUCCUAUGACAUGCAGCGGAACUUGCACUAACGCCCAUGAUCCAUCGCUCAUCCGCCGCGAUGACGGAACUUACUUUCGUUUCUCUACUGGUGGCAAAAUUGCUAUCCAUAGUGCACCUGCGAUAACUGGGCCUUGGACGUACAAAGGUGCCGCGAUUCCGAGUGGAUCUAGCAUCAAUAAGGCUGGGAAGGAUGACCUCUGGGUAAGAAUCCACCGCGGGGACGCCUGGGAUGCACAGGCGCCUGAUGUCCAAAAAGUAGGAAGCACAUACUACCUCUACUACUCCGUGUCAUCCUUCGGCUCCCAAGACUCCGCCAUCGGUGUCGCAACAUCCAGUUCCCUCGACUACGGCUCCUGGACAGACCUCGGCAGCACUGGGAUUUCCUCUUCUUCGGGCAAAUCCUACAAUGCCAUCGACGGAAAUCUCAUCUACACCGGAUCAGACUACUAUGUGACCUUCGGCUCGUUCUGGGGCGAUCUAUAUCAAGUCAAAAUGGCAAAUCCGCCAAAGAAGGUUGCAAGUGGAUCUACCAGUGUGAAUGUUGCAUAUAUUCCUAGUGGAUCGCAUGCACAAGAGGGCGGGUUUGUGUACAAGAAUGGUAAUUAUUAUUACUUGUUCUUUUCGGUAGGGCAAUGUUGUGGAUACGAUAGUAGCAAGCCAGCCGCUGGUGGUGAGUACAAGAUUCAGGUCUGCAGGAGUAGUACGGUCACUGGGGGAUACGUUGAUAAGAGCGGGAAUCAGUGCACAGCGGGUGGCGGAACUACGGUUCUAGAGUCGCACGAUUGGGUGUAUGGACCUGGUGGACAGGGCGUGUUCACUGAUCCGUCGCUUGGUCCAGUCCUUUACUAUCAUUAUGUUGAUACGCGCAUUGGCUAUGCCGACGGCCAGAAGCAGUUCGGAGUUAACAAGCUCAGCUUCUCGAGUGGAUGGCCGGUGGUGUAA
This is a messenger RNA of Lindgomyces ingoldianus, 999 nucleotides long. Its product is annotated as endo-1,5-alpha-L-arabinosidase. The transcript has 4 exons. Gene Ontology annotation, molecular function: arabinan endo-1,5-alpha-L-arabinosidase activity. Gene Ontology annotation, biological process: carbohydrate metabolic process. The record is from RefSeq and is a predicted model, not a curated record. The coding region runs from base 1 to 999 and encodes 332 amino acids. Lineage: Eukaryota; Fungi; Ascomycota; Dothideomycetes; Pleosporales; Lindgomycetaceae.